GAUUACAUAUAGGAGAAGCUGAUACGACGUGAGUAUAAAUAAAUACACACAGUAAAGUUCGAAUAACAUUCAUUUCGUCAGUGGUGUUGAAAAAGCAAAACCCUAAAAGUCCUCCUCGCACGCCGGUAGCCGCCGCCACACCGCAGCCUUAUCAUGGGAAGAACAAACUUGGGCUCAAAGUCCAGAAGGCAUAAGCUUUCUAAGAAGCAGAAUGUCAUGCAAGGUGAAGAUAGAAUCAGCAACUUACCAAGCAACGUUAUCGGCCGAAUCCUCUCUUUUGUUCCCACAAAAAAUGCAGUUGCGACAAGCGUCUUAUCAACCAGGUGGAAGCUAUACUGGACACUAGUCACCAGUCUGGAAUUUGAUUGCCCGGAGGAUGUUCAAGAGAUUGAUUCUGAGCUGCCAAUCUUUCCUAAUUUGACUUCCUUGGUACUUGGUGCGGGCUAUGUUGGAUGGGAAUGGUUGUCACAAUUCUUGGAGAAAUCACCUUGCCUAGAAAGUCUUGUUUUCAAAGAGGGGUAUCAAAUUCAACACGAUGGAGAUGAAUAUGAUGAAGAAGGCGACAACGAGGGAGAAGAUGACAGCGAGGGAGAAGAUGACAGCAAGGGAAGCGAGGGAGAAGACGCCAACGAGGGAGAGGACAAGCCCUUGCUUUGCCAUCCACCUCAGAAUGUUCCUCCUUGUUUACGCUUGAACCUCAAGGUAAUUAAGUUUGAAAAAUUUCAAGGGGAUGGUGGGCUACUGAAAAUGGUGGAGUAUUUUCUGAAGAACGCUGAAGUUUUGGAGAAGUUGAUAAUACAAACUGAUGGUACUGUUGACGAAUGUUUUGAUAUGGGAGGAGCGGGGUUGGCAGUUGCAGAACAGCAGUUGGUGAUCACGACGAAACUUUUAAUGUUGCCAAGAGGCUCGAAGACUUGUCAGAUUGAGUUUGUUAUUCUGCGUUAUGACUUUGAUACCAGAUCGUUCUAUUGAGUAGGCCCGUUGUGUUUGGUU
Rhododendron vialii is the source of this 993-nucleotide messenger RNA. Its product is annotated as F-box/FBD/LRR-repeat protein At1g13780-like. The record is from RefSeq and is a predicted model, not a curated record. The coding region runs from base 154 to 972 and encodes 272 amino acids. Gene Ontology annotation, molecular function: protein binding. The transcript has 4 exons. NCBI's taxonomy places the organism in Eukaryota, Viridiplantae, Streptophyta, Magnoliopsida, Ericales, Ericaceae.